Molecule: messenger RNA, 1152 nt
Organism: Metopolophium dirhodum (rose-grain aphid)
Lineage: Eukaryota; Metazoa; Arthropoda; Insecta; Hemiptera; Aphididae
Gene: mRpL46
Product: large ribosomal subunit protein mL46
Exons: 1
Coding region: 277-1080 (267 amino acids)
Cellular component (GO): mitochondrial large ribosomal subunit
Molecular function (GO): structural constituent of ribosome
Source: RefSeq, a predicted model, not a curated record
AUCUUAAAUCGUGGUUAUGUGUUAUGAGUUAUCACUGAUUUUUUAUAGAAACACUCAAACACCGUCCAGAGUCCAGACGGGCAGACUAUAAGAUUUUACUAUUUUAGUCCGUGAAGAACUAACUAAUAACACAACUACGGCUUAUUCAGCUCAUAACAGUUUAACUUUGUAAUUCAAUUAUAAAUGGCAAUAUUCAUUAUUUAAUUAUAUGCAUAUAUAUUUUUAAUACGACAAUUUAUUAUCUACUUAGUGUCUAUUUUAACAAAAAUUAAAAAAAUGAAGACAAUUCAUAAUAUGAUUAAGUUCACAAACUUCUAUAGCAGAAUGCAUUCAACAACGCAAGUGAAAUGGGAUAUCAUGGCUGGUUUAUGCCUACAACGUAAACCAAUUAUAACUAAAGCAUUAACUGAUACAGAGGUAAAUUUUCAAAAUAUUUUACAAGAAAUUGAAUUUGAAAAGAGUCUGAAAUCAGAUCACGAGCUUAGACAUGAAAAAGAUGUUAAAAGAAUGGAAAAAUUAAAAAAUGGCAAGGUUAUUGAUUUUGAUGAUAUGGAUCAAGCAUCAAAUCAAUCGGCGCAAGACUAUGUAGAUAAGAACAAAGAAGAACUUUUAAAUUUUAAAUUUGCUAAUCAUUCAACUGAGGCAGACACAAUAAAUGAUACUAAAUCAUUAAAAAGAAAAUUGGACGACAAUUUGGUUUUAAUUGUUAAACAAAAAUUGGGCCAUGAAGACUAUUGGGUCUUACCACAAGCUUUGUGGAAAGAUGGAGAAACAUUAAGAGAAACAUCCGAAAGAAUAUUAAAAGAAUCAUGUGGAAAUAAUAUUAAUGUUAGAUUUUAUGGCAACGCUCCAUGUGGGUUUUAUAAGUAUAAGUAUCCAAAACAAAAACGAGAACAAUCUAAUGUAGAAGGGGCAAAAAUAUUUUUUUUCAAAGCAAAACUUUUGGAUGGAAACGUAGAAGAAAAGGGCAUAUGGACAGAUUAUGAAUGGUCAACUGUUCAGGAACUCAACAAGAGACUUAUUCAACCAUACAUGAAAAAUGUUAAAUUAUUCUUGUCAAAUUAUAAUGUAAACACUUAAAUAAUAAAUUACUUUUACCUUUGUUAGCUUUAUUGAUAAUAUUUCUCAGCAAAAUAGAACAGUUUUCAAAAU